CAAAAGCAUAGAAAGAUCAAAUAGGCUGUGCAGUUGUACAAAUCAUGAAGUCGUCUGCUGUCUUUCAUUUGUAGGGUAAUGAAAAGGAACGCGGGUCGCAGAGGUCUGUUCGCUUCCAUUCUAAUGAGAAUCAGUAGUUGCCUUUUAAACAACGUACGCGAGAUCUUGCGGAGGUUAUAAAAAGAAAAUGGAGAAGCAGUCGCUCUUAUAUGUUAUGUGCGAUUAUGUCAUAACAAUAAAAAUGUUAAUGGAAACUUAUAGAAGCGGCUCAUCAUAAAAGUUCUUGAUUUCAAGAUUAUCUGAUAACUUAAUAGAAGUUACUUGGAAUUAUGAGAAGGCAUAGCAGUCUUAUUAUCAAUUUAUUCCGUGAUAAGUAAUUAACUUUAAUAUUAUCUUAAGAGCAUUCGGUUUGAAUAAAAUUGUUCUAAUAAUAAAGAAAUAAAGAAGAAUUUUGUUUAAAUGAAAAAAGGUGUGAUUUAUGUGCACGGAUUUAAUUUUGACGUCAUUUAAAAUAGAAUUAAGUGUAGUUAGAUUAUUUGUUUGUGUUUUUGUUGAAAAUUAAAAGACGGAUUUAUAUUUCUUGGAUAUAAUGAUGUGCCUACGGGACCAGCAAACAGGGUUCCUGCGACCCCCGGACAGGUGCCACCCCUAUGAUUGCUUCCCGCCGACGUUAGCAGGACCACGCCCGCCUCCUGGGGACUGGUUUCCACCAUACGAAGGCUAUCCUCCGGAUGAAUUUCAUCCGUUUAUUGAGGCUUUACUGCCUCAUGUGAAGUCUUUCUCCUAUACAUGGUUCAACCUACAGGCAGCUAAAAGAAAACACUUCAAGAAACAUGAGAAACGAAUGUCAAUGGAGGAGGAGCGUAGGGUCAAGGACGAGUUACAGAAUGAAAAACCAGAAAUCAAACAAAAGUGGGCCUCAAGGCUCCUGGCAAAACUACGAAAAGACAUCACACAGGAGUGUAGAGAAGACUUUGUGCUUAGUAUCUCGGGUAAAAGACCACCACUAUGUGUGUUAAGUAAUCCUGAUCAGAAAGGGAAAAUGCGGCGAAUAGACUGUCUGAGACAGGCAGACAAAGUAUGGAGACUGGAUUUAGUAAUGGUGAUAUUAUUUAAAGCUAUUCCGUUGGAAAGCACAGACGGGGAAAGACUUGAAAAGUCACCGGACUGUUUACAUCCGAAUCUGUGCGUGAAUCCUCACCAUAUAUCAGUAUCUGUUAGGGAGCUAGAUCUUUACCUUGCCAACUUUAUACAUAGUUAUGUACCGGACCCUCGAGACCCACGUGCUGAUUACCAAGAGAUACCGAUGAAUCAUCAUGACCAGGAUAUUAAAGUGCCGGGCAACAUUCAUUCAGGGGUAUCAGGCAAUGACAGCAUUAUGGCCACGGGGGUUUUCAGUGCUAGAGAAUUAAUGCGGGUCACAAGACACCCCUUAGACCCGUUAGAUGGCGACCAAGACCAAUAUGAGGAAGAGGCUAACGCAUCUAUAAUGAUGCCUCCGAACGGGACACAUCCCAUGUUGCCGCCCCCAAAGAUUGACAGCCCUAGUUACUAUAACUACAGUCCCCAUCCUCAGGACCCUAACCAGCAACAUAUGGUUGCCAUGUCGGCGCACCACGGAAUGCCGAAUGGCCAGUCCCAACUCAGUCCCUCAGGAAAUCCUCAUAAACGAUUGAAACGAUCGACAAUGAGCUCAAUAUCAUCGGCGGAUGAAGAUCAGGAGAGCGUUGGUGAUGAUACCGAGCAAAUGUCUACGUACUACAAAUCCGGAGGCAUGGCCGGUCAGUCCGGUUGGCAGGACCCGAAUAUGGAUCCAGGUCUUGUAGCAGCACAUUCAUCUUCGGAGCUGCUUUCCCCUCAUAUCAUACACACAUUGAAAGCCAAAUCCUCUGGGGAUGGUAAAGGGUUCGCGCCUGUUAUUUCCCACCAUGAGGUGAGAUCGGAUCAUGUGGGAACACCCCCUAGGCCUCUGACUAACCAUGUAGGUCAAGCAGUGGAUUCUAGUCAUGAUCGUGAAACCCCGCCACAUCAUCUCAGGGCCACAGAAAUCUCGGACAGUGAUGACGAGGAGAAAAGCUCGCCGAGAAGUUCACGGCAUGCGUCUGUGAUCAGUGCUAGUUUUCAGCCGAUCUUCACCACUCUAGUUGGUAUGCAGCCAAUGUCAUUAAAUUCGAGUCAUGGUCAUGGACAGAUGAAGUUUCCGGAACAGCCAGGCCACAGUGGUCACAACAGUGACACUUUCCAGGAUUUUGUAUCCCUAGUGUGCCAAGAGGCCAAUAAUCCCUCACAGCAAGGCCAGUCAACGCCCCCUUCUCCACCAGGGAAGAGCUCAAGCAAGAUGCCUCACUAUUAUACCCCGGGGAUGUUACCCCCACCCCCACCACCUCCUACAUUGGCACGACCGGUUGCUAUUUUGAGAACGUCAGAUGGGACAGUUAUUAGCACAAACAGUUCCACUUCAAUGUCAAGCUCCAUUAUUAGCAGCAGCGGUGGUCAGCAAGUGAGUAAUUCUCCUGGUACCCCUCCAGCCAACAGAUCUAUUAUGUCUAGUCCUUUCUCAGUCUUACAGAGGCCGGAACACGGCUUUGCACACAUACACCCACAGGGACAUCAGUUGUUCUCGUAUCCAAAUAUAAGUCCAGUCAAUGCAUUCAGUGGAGUUAUCAGUCCAACAACACUGAGUUUGAUCUCGUCACCCGUGGCAACGCCACGUACGACACCAAGGUCGACGCCUAUACCUCGUUGGACCACACCUUUCGGGAUCCCAUUAGAUGAUAACAUGGACUACAAUAGUAUGCUUGCCACUAUGAUGCAUGUAAACCCAGAUGAACCUCUUAUGAGUGAAGAUCGAAUAUUUCCAGUGAUUCAUAACUCAGAGGGUAUGGAUCAUACAAAUGGAAACAGCAACGGUAACAGUAACAACACGGGUAAUGGAGGGGCGGGGCAGUCAGCUGGCCCCUCCCAUGUUCCAACCCCCUCACACCAGGGGCCUGCAACUCCAGGGCCACCAACACCAAAACAACCAGCACAGGGUCAACCUCAAGGCACCUGACAAUCACAGUAGUGCGGUAGUCAUUUGGGGGUGGGGCAGUCAAACUGAAGGGGGUGGGGCUAAUUAUCACCAUGGUGAUUAAGGAAUACAACAGUCUGAACUGAUGCAGUAAGACUAUAUUUGUCAUCGUGUUUGUCCUGGCAGAUAUUGUAUUAUUACAUAAAGGUUUUGUUUUUGUUUUUGAUAAAAAGUUUUAGAGCAUAUUGCCAUUUGUUUUUGCACUCUAAAGAAAUAAUUUCAGCAACAAAGGAAUAGAUUCACAUUUAAACUUGGCAACAUUGUGCACAAAUUUUCUUUUUCUUUUAAAAAAAGGAUGAUAUAUACAAACGAUUUGAACACACAAAUGAUGUGAACACAAUAAAUCGGACAUGUAAAAAUAAUGUUAAAAAAAUAUUGUUGUCAUCAUGGUGGGUUUAUUGUGGGUGGGGAAUAUAAAUUGAGAUUGUGCACAAUUAAGUGCUGAGAACGGCUGUGAUAGAUUAACCAUUGUUGUUAUUAUUUAUUUUUUAUUAUUUUCCCCUUUAAUUGAAAGCCUAAGGUGAGUUGAAAGCUGUUUCAUCUCUUAUGUAUGUUGUUAUUUUGUUUUUGAUUGAAUUAAUGGAAUUCACACAAAGUCUGAUUUUUUAAGAAAAAAGGUAAAUCUGAAAGAAUCAAGUCAUUGUCUAACCAUAAAAUAUUCAUUGGAUUAAGAGUCAGUUGAUAGUAAGCUUGUCCUUUUUUUGGCAUGAUGUGUGCAUCUACAAUAUUCAGGUUCGAAAUCUGUGAAUCCAUGGUCAUUCAAGCGUUUGCUGUAUGCAAUGUCAAAUUGAGUCAUACUGGUUCACCUCGAGCAGCGAAUGCUGUUUAAAACUUAAGACGAUAUGUUAAAGACAGUGUAACGUGUGCCAAAAAUUGGAUAAGAAUUACACGAGUUUGGGUUUUCCCUAAUCAUUUCCAGAUUUGGCAAUAAUUGCACGAGGUCAGUGCUUUUGUGAAGCAUUUUCAGGACCAUUUUAGCACUUUUAAAGACAGCAGAUAUGAUCGUGAGUAAUCUAAAAGCUGUCAUUACCCAUGAGGUUUCAGAUGUUAUAACCACAAGCAUGAAAUCAAGUCACAAUUUUCAUGGUUUUUUGUGCUCUGCCUUUGUCAAGAUUAUUUUUCACAAAAUUAAUUCUCAUACUAAAUAAGCCUUUGAACUCAAAUGAUGUAAAUAAACAAAUAAUAUCCAAUUGGCAGUAUUCUAUUUACUGUUUUCUGCAUAUAAGUGUUCAGUGUUACAGCCCGAAUGCUUGAGCAUCAAUGGCUCAAAUGGACAGUAUUUCAAUGUGCGAAGUUUUAAACAUUACACUUGACAACUUUUUUGUGUAUAGCUGUUGAUAUGUUCAUAUUGAACAAAACUAUGCAAAUUUAAUUUAAUAACCAGUUUGUUGAUAUAUUUCUGUUUUUAUUUUCAUGAAAAUUGCACACAUGUUUAUAUAGAGAAAAGGUAGAACUUUUCUAGUUUAAGACUGGUCAAAAAUUGAAUAUACUUUGAACAAGGUAGUCCAUGGUUUUAAAUUAAAUUGUUUAAUUGUCCUCAUAAGCAGAGAUAUUCUUGGUUUGAUUAUUAAUGUCAGUUUAUCUUAAAAGAUUAACUGCAUUGUUUUUUACUUGAUAUUGCUGUUUCAUCAUUUAUACUCUUUGAAUUCAAAUUUGAUGUUUUAUCAACAGACUUGUAAAAAUAUAUACGGGGUAUGUUGAUUUAUUCAUAAGAUUUUGCAAAGCAAUUCUUCCAAAAUAAUUGGUAUUUUUGACUUUCAGAUGCAAUUGGAAUAAUAAAAUAAUACUGAUAUUGAUUUAAACAUUGAUUGUUAAUCUUUAAGAGAUUUUGUAUUGAUACAGAAGCAUCAACAGGCUUUUAAAAUGAAAUACUACCGAUAUUGAUUUAAACAUUGAUUGUUAGUCUUUAAGAGUUUUGCAUUGGUACAGAAGCAUCAAUAGGCUUUUAAAACGAAAUAAUACUGAUAUUGAUAAAAACAUUGAUUGUUAGUCUUUAAGAGAUUUUGCAUUGAUACAGAAGCAUCAGUAGGCUUUUAAAACGAAAUAAUACUGAUAUUGAUAAAAACAUUGAUUGUUAGUCUUUAAGAGAUUUUGCAUUGAUACAGAAGCAUCAGUAGGCUUUUAAAACGAAAUAAUACUGGUAUUGAUAAAAACAUUGAUUGUUAGUCUUUAAGAGAUUUUGCAUUGAUACAGAAGCAUCAGUAGGCUUUUAAAACGAAAUAAUACUGAUAUUGAUAAAAACAUUGAUUGUUAGUCUUUAAGAGAUUUUGCAUUGAUACAGAAGCAUCAACAGGCUUUUUAAACAUUGUUUUGUCGUCUAAGUAGCAUCCAUCUACAUACGAAACAAACACAUGCUUCACCUCAUCUGUUACUAUGCAUAAAAUAUGCAAACUUGUGAACUUUGACUCACAACCAUUUCAUGUUAUGUACACAGUUAUGUAUAGCACACAUUUUUUUUUUUAUGUAGAGUAUUUCAAAUGUAAUUUUGAAAAGAUCAUGCUUAUUACUCAUUCAUAAAACAAUUAUCAAAUUUUUUCUUGUUAGAAUGAAAUUUUUAAAGGUGGUUAAAAAGUUUUACAAGGUCGAUGUAUGUAUUGUUUUAGGGGGAACUGCAUAAGAAACAGAUCUUGAUGUAUGGAACUGUUUGGUGCCUUAUAUCAGUAUAAGUCGCUGCAAAAUUCUUAAAUUUACUUUGAAUUAACUCCCUUGACUUGAGAAUGAAGAAUGAAAAGAUUGUUUCCCUUAAUUCGAUAAAAAAAGAAAUAGCUCCGUAAAUUACUAGUAAAUGGAUUUUCAGUACAUGUCUGAACAUAGGUUUAGUUGCACUGACAAAACAGACCCAGUUAAUUCUCUCUUUUGUUGUCAUCAGUUAGAAACAUUUGUGUUUUUAGAUUUAAGGAAGAAAUAAAUUGUUAACAAAACCUCAGGGUUUUAUGCAGUUCUUUUCUACAAAUCGGUGUUGUGUCAUAAUCUACCUCAUAAAAUCAUGAUAAAAAUGUUGAGUAUAAAACAUUUAUAAUGAAAGUUGACAGAUUUUAUCGAAAAGACCUGUUAACAUAUUAUUGGAAACAGACUAUAGUUUUCAUAUCUCGAAGUAUACAGUUUGUUUCAAUAAAAAAAAAAUCAGGAUGCUGAUUGUUGGUUUGCAUAUAGGUACAGUUAAUUUGAGUUAUGUAAAUACAUGUAUUUUGGAAAGUUUAUUACUUUGCUUUCUUUUAAGUAAUCAUGUUCAGAAAGGACAGAUAUUUUUGGAAUUUAGUUUCACUUACAUAUUAAAAAGCUUCACAAAUAAUGGUUUAAUAUAUGAUGUUCAUUUUACUGCUAAGUCAGCCAUGUUUGAAUUGUAAUGUUAAUCUAAUAAUUUAUUAAUGACAUAAAUGUAAGGUUACCUAUCAGUAAUGUCUUAUAUGGCCAUAUGUAGCACACGUUUUGAUACACUGAUAAUAGUCACAUAGAAUUUGCUUCAGUUGUUGUGUAGCAGGAAGGUGUGUGGUUCUACCCCGCUGAUGCCAAAACAACAGUGCCAUAGGGACACCUUUGGGUUCUUCACUACCAAAAAAGCUGGAGAGUCACCAUAUUUACUGAACUGUAUCAUUGUGACAACAACACAUGAAAACAGUUGCAGCUUUGACAUUAACAUGUGUAGGUUCCUUACAAAUGACCUUUGGUAGCUUAAACUUUCUUUAGUACAUGUAUAUAUAGUAGAAAAAUCUGUGCUUUUUAAGCAUCAGUCAGUUAUUUAACCAUCUUUAUAAACAUGAUUAUGACAAAAGCUUGCAGAGGGCACAUCAGCAAAAUGACAAAAGUUUCCCAGUUCAGAAAAAAAGCAUAUUGUAUUCUACAGUUAGAGACAGAUAAAAAAAAGGAUUUUUUAACUUUUCAUUAUGAAGAAUAGAGUUAUAUAUCUGGCUUAAUGUUGUAAGGUAGGCAUUUGAAAUAAAAUGUAAAUGUAGAAAUAUAUGUAGGCAGAACUUUCAGCAAAACAAAAGCUAUCUACCGAAUUUCUCUACUGUCAAAUGAAAAAGUGUCACCAAAAUUUCAACACUACAUAAAGUGGAUCAAUAACUUGUGUAAGUUCUAUGUUUUUGUGUUGUUGGUUUUUUUUUUGCAAAUAAGCAAAAGGUUGAGAAAUUUUAUCAAUGACUUGAUUAUUUUUUUAUGCAUUCCAUAUAGGAAAAACUUGAACUUUUGCAUACAAGCUAAAAAUAAUGCUUAUCGUUCUUCUGAGCUCUUUGCGUGAAGUUAAACCCCCGUCUUAUAAGCAAUCUGUCUUGUGGUUGAGUAAAUAUUUCAAAGCAGACUAAACAAUUUUGUUUGUAUGUACUUUGAAUUUGACAGAUGAUUAUGAAACUCGAAAAUCUGCAUGGCCUCACUGAAUUGGUGACCUCACUGAAUUGGUGACCUCAUUGAAUUGGUGGCCUCACUGAAUUGGUGGCCUCACUGAAUUGGUGGCCUCACUGAGUUGGUGGCCUCACUGAAUUGGUGGCCUCACUGAGUUGGUGGCCUCACUGAAUUGGUGGCCUCACUGAAUUGGUGACCUCACUGAGUUGGUGGCCUCACUGAAUUGGUGACUCACUGAAUUGGGCCUCACUGAAUUGGUGACCUCACUGAGUUGGUGGCCUCACUGAAUUGGUGACUCACUGAAUUGGUGGCCUCACUGAAUUGGUGACCGCACUGAAUUGCAAACAUAUUCUACAUUUACAGUCUACAGAAAAUGCAAAGAAACCUCAAAUGUCUCUGUAGUAUUAUAAAAAUGGAGAAGACUCAGGUUUAGAGAACUGCUGAGAUACUAGCAUUAAUAGUUUUAAUAUAUUAGUUUACUGUGAUUUCUGCAUGUUUCAAAAUAAACGCCAUAUUAAUGUAUUAUAUGAUACAACUGUUUUUAAAUAUAGACUAUAUAAACAUAUGUUUUCAACAUAUUGUUAUGAAACAAUUGUUUUAAAAAAUAAUGAAAUAAACACAUGUUGUAGAUGUAUGUAACGACAUAAUUGUUUUGAGAAUAGACAUGAUAUAAACACAUAUUAUGAUACAAAUAAAGUGAAAAAUACAUAAAAUAUAAUUGAAUAAUUAUGAUGAUGAAAACUGUCUUAAAAAUAGACUGGAAUAAAUGCACAUACAACUGAUUUAAAAAUAGACAUGAUAUAAAUACAUCUGUUUUAGAAAUAGAUAUGAAAUAAACACAUGAUGUUGUAUGUCUACUAUAAAAAUAGAAAUGACAUAAAAAAAAUAAAUUUGAUACAACUGUUCAAAUAAAAACUUCCAUGACUUUGUGUAAUUUUUUGUCAGAUAUGUAAGUUCAACGUUUAGAGAGUCAUUUUAGAAUACUGUUAAUAACAUAUACUUUAAAAUUUCAGAAUUGGAGACAUUUUAUUAAAAAAAAAUUAAAAUAAAAUAAAAACAGUUUUCAGCACUUUCUAGCUGUGUCGUUUAUCAAGUAAUAGUUGAUAAAGAAACAUUGUAAAACUAUAUCUUAUCCAGAGUGAUGUGUAAUCUACAUUAGUAAUAUUUCGUUACUUGUAAAUUAGAACGGAGAGAUACAUUUCAUUAAUGCAUACACAUUAUAACACUUUUGAAGAACGUAAUAAACUGCAAAAUGCAAAGUGGCUUUUUCCAAUUCUACCUCCCAUAGGCUUAAAGCAUUCACAGUGUUAGGAAAGAAAAUAAACUGCAGUAUUUCUUUUUUUCAACUGGGAUGAAAGGAAUAUGAACUUUGUAAUGCAUGGGAUAACUUUUGUUCAUUUUCGUUUAUUAUUUUGUUGUCAUUUUAUGCAUUUUUGUUUGUAUACAUUAUUUAUUUUUUGAUUGUGUUGUGUGAUCACUGUUUUCCGAAUAGGUGCCAAAAUUAGAUAUAGAUCUUAUCGUUUGUUUCUUAUGUAUAAACUUUUUGCAUUUCUUUUCCUGUCUUAAGAGGACUUUUAAGGGGUCGCCUUAGUUUUUGUAGGUUAUUGAAAUGAGCCGCACCAUGAGAAAACCAACAUAGUGCAUUUGCGGCCAGCAUGGAUCCAGACCAGCCUGCGCAUGCGCGCAGUCUGUUCAGGAUCCAUGCUGUUCGUUGUCAGAGCCUUUUGCAAAUAGAGAAACUGUUAGUGUGCGGCUCAGAUGCGUUUAAUGAGAUCUGAUAUCAAUCAUUAUUAAAUUUUGAAUGAAAAAAGUUCUUGGUCAUUGUUACAUUAGAUCGUGACAUGUAAACAAACAAGUUUUCAAAAAAAAAGAGAAAGAAAUGACAUGUGAACUACGAACUUUCAGAAAACAAUGAACUUAUAUAACAGUAAAAUCAUGUCUCUUUCAUGUUUUUUCUCGUAAGUUUUUUUUUAUAUCGCAUGACUUUUUUUAUAAAAUAUAAACUGAAACAUUUAAACAACAGUUGUUUAUUUAGGUAGAUCUACUAUUUCUUUCUUUAAAGACCCUCUUCUGUACAUAAGGCUCUGUUGAUCAGAGAAUUUAUAGUUUUAGAAAAAGUAGCGUAGAGUAGAAGCUGAAUUUUAAUCAGGCUUGCAACCUCCAUUUUAAGUUGUUUUAACCUGACUUUUCCAUUAGGCAGAAAUAUUUCACCAGAACUGAAUCUUAUUUGUUAAAUUAUCAUAGUUAGUAUUCUUAUCAAAUAGAUAUCGGACAUAUUUUUAACCAUCUUGUAUGUUUUGAAAUGGUUACAUGUUUUGGGUAUAAAAUUUCGGGGUUUUGCACAAAGCCGCUAAUUCGUUGGGUCAUGAAUUUAAGGAUGUCCAUUUACCAGGAUAAAAGAACGUAUUCUUGAUGUGUUUGUUGGGAUUACAUUUUGUGCAUUGAAGCAACCACGCAAAUAAAUCCCCCCUCAAAUAUUAAAAGUUUCACAUCGUAAGAUAUCAAGAGUCCUACAUCAAAGCAUAAAUUUUGUAAAUCUUGCCAGGUAUGUUAUUUGUUAUUCUUUCUAUUGAUUUAUUUUACAUUUUCUUUUUUUUUUAUUUUGCUUUAACAUUUAAACAAACUCCAAUAAAAAGCAAAAUGAAAAAAAAAUUUAAUCUGUGACGAAGUUAUAAUCGAUCCCAGCAUUUUUAACGAGGUUGAAACAACGAGGUGUGUAGUUGUUCUGUCCCUCUCCUCUGUUUCUCCCAUUUGCAACAUCUCCUGUUUAUGUUCACACUACAAUAUCUUGCAAGAAAAGCGUAGCUAGUAUCUUCACUUCCAUCAUUUAGUUUUGUAUUUCGAGCAUGGCUUGGACCUCUUUUUUGAUUUUGAAACUCUGAAAGUUUCGGUUUAUUUUCGCAGUUGAAGCUUCUUAAAACUCAUAUCAAUGUUUUUCAACUUACCAUAUUAGCACAAGUUAAAUUAAACCACGGCAAAGUUUUAAUGUCCACUUUUCGUUGUUUUAUUUUGAUUUUGUUCAAUGUGAUUUUUUUUUUGUACAGCUGUGUAUAUAAGCUUUUAAUUAUUGUAUAUAUUGUAAAUACAGACAUUUUUUGUAUACAUAGAAAUUAAUUUAUUAUUGGAAAACAUUGUAUACGUUGAUGUGUAUAGGACAUUUUGUUAUCAUGGUAACCAAGUUAACACACUGGUGGCUGUGGUUACAAAGAUUGGAUUAUUUUGUUUUGUAAAGUAUCAAAAUACAUCUGUGAUGUGACUGGGACGAGUCAGGACAUUGUAUUGACAUAUUGUAAUGCCUUUGUAUAUUCCGUUUCUCUUUCUUUUGUUGAGGUUUCAUUCAUUUUUUCACACACUGACGGCAUAUAUUUGCUGUUGUUGGCAUAUUAAGGUUACAAGAAACCUGUACUGAAACAAAGAGCAGUUCUGGGAAGUGUGGUAAUUAGUACAAAGUAAAUCACUGUAUCAGUGUGAAUAAUAUUAGAUCUAAUGGUAUGGAGUCACUACAAAAAUACAAAUAGAGAAACACAGAACCAAGUUGCUUUCUACAGGUCAAUUUACAUUGAGUUUUACAAGUAUAUUUUGAAUGUGUACUGCUAAAUUGUGUAAAACUUUCAAUUUUCUGAAUUCAGACACUUCCUGAAAUAUACUGUGUUGGUGCACCGUAAAACCCAAAUAAAUAAAUAACUUCCUGAAAUAAAGAAUAAAAUCGUGCUUAAACACACAUACAAAUAACCAUUUAACUCUUAUCAUGCUGGACACGACUGAUUCUGCCUUUGCCACCAGUGUAGAUUAUUAUCAGACUGCACGUCUGUGCAGUCUGAUUAUGAUCUACACUGUUAAUAUCCAGUCAGUAUCUUUAGGUAUGCACCCCUUUUAGCAGUUAAUGGUACUGUCCAGAUUGAAAGAUGGAUAAGUUUAUUAUAGAAAAUUAGCAGGGUAAGGGUUAAGUAUGAAAUCACAGCCUCUCUGUUAUGGUAGAAUAGAUACUUGAGAAAAAGUUACUUCUGUUUGACAAGAAAACAUGCAAAAAGAAUGGCUGUGUGUUCAGCUUGAUACAAAUAUCAGGUUUAAAUGGAUAGAACACAUAUUCCUAAGCCCGCCCACUUAGCUCAGUAGGUAGAGCGUUGGUCUACGGAUCGCGAGGGUCGUGAGUUCGAUCCUCGGGCAGGGCGUAUGUUCUCCGUGACUAUUUGAUAAACGACAUUGUGUCUGAAAUCAUUAGUCCUUUACCUCUGAUUCAUGUGGGGAAGUUGGCAGUUACUUGCGGAGAGCAGGUUUGUACUGGUACAGAAUCCAGGAAUACUGGUUAGGUUAACUGCCCGCCAUUACAUGACUGAAAUACUGUUGAAAAACGGCGUUAAACCCAAAACAAACAAAAACAUAUUCCAAACUUUGUGUAUUGUAAAAGCCAAGUCUUCCAUAAAAAUCCUGUUAAAAAUGUUUAUUCAACUAACUUCCUGUUUAUAAGCAGCCUUUUGUUAAAAAAAAUUGACCUUUUUGCAUUUUAUUCAACUGUUUUUAAGCACUAUUUGAAAUAAAUACCUUUUGUGUUGUUUAGUUAUUUUGUUCUUGGGGAAAAAUAUAUUCUGUAUCUCCUAUGUACACACAGUGGCAGAUUUUUAACAUAACAUUUGCCACACACUAACAACAAUAGCUUUUGAUAUGACUGAUCGUUUCGCUUUAUCUUAUCAACAUUAUUUCUCUUCCAGAAAAUCCAAAUCUUUAUCAACUUUUGAAAUUCUGCUUGAAAGAAGUUUUUUGAUUCCAGUAGGUUUUUAAAGGACAAAGUAAUUGAUAUUUGGGAUUGAAUCUGAAGUUAAUAUAUAUGCUUGUUGUUUUUGAAAUAUUUAUUGCAUUUCAUAAAAAAUGUUGCCUUAUUACUAGAGUGGAGUCUUUCAGUAUUAUGCAGUUAAUUAUGUUUGCAUGCAUUUUGUAACCUUUAAAGAAUCACUAUCAGCUUUAAAUGUCAACUUUUUUUACCAUUUAAUGUUGGAAGUAAACCUUUAAAUGUUCAUAUUCUUAAAUAUGUUUGCUUCUGCAAUUUUUAAAGAUUUACUAUCUGGUUUUAACUGUCAAAAACUAUUUUUUCAUUUUACAUUGAAAGUUCAUCUUUAAAUGUUUAUUUCUUUGUGUCUUUUUGUUCCAUUUCAAACUAGCUGAAGAUAAUACCAGAUAUUUAGUACUAAUGCUUGACUGAAUUCAGAAGAACUUGAAAAAAGUUUCGGAAACAGAUAGUGGUUCUUUAAAUGUUGCUAAAUACCUUGUGUAAAGCAAUAAGUUUGUUAUGAUAUGCUGAUAAACUGAGAAGCGAAAUAGGAAAACUGUGUCUAAAAAUAAGCAUUGGCCAUAACACUAUGCAAUUUCAUGGAGACAUUCUGUAAAUAUAUCCAUAAGUUACACGUGUUACUGUUUGAUUUUAUGAUAUCAUGAUUGUAACUCUAUAAUACAAUUGUUUCAAGUGUGCACAAUAUUUAUACAAAAUUACAAACCAGUUUUCACUGGUGAAUGUGUUUUUAAUAAGGUUUGACUUGUCAUCAUGCUUGGCUAAAUUUCUGCUUUGACCAAAUAAUAUUAUGUGAUUAUGGAGUAGGAUGCUACGAAAACAAUCAUAAAGAAGGGCUUCCUAAGUGUGACAUCUGUCCAUUCUACUUUUCUGUUGUCUAGUUUAUUUUUAUCUUUCAGGAAAUAAAAAAAAGAUAAAAAGGCACCCUCAAAAGUAUGAAUAAAAUUGAGGGUACUUGUCAUUACAGUUUCAUUCAUGUUUUAGAAUUGUUUGAUAAGUUUCAAGUUUCAAAUUUGGUGGUAAGAAAUGUAAAUUUCUUUUUUUUUAGGGAAGUAAGUUCAAUCUUUGAUGUUACUGUCUUUUAGUAUCUUUGAACAGCAGUACAUUUUGUUUUUGUUCUAAAACCUUUUUUUUUUCAAACAAUUUUACUGUUGGAGGGAAUUUUCGUUUUUGAAUUUAGAAGUUUUGGAUAUCUAUUUAGGGAAAAGAAAAAAUGGUUUAAUUUUUUGUUGCUAUAUACAGCCAGGCCUGCUUUGUUAGGUAAAGGAACAUAUGACUUAAUUAACUGUAGGAAAAUUCUCCUAUUAGUUGAUCAGAAUCAUGGGUAUUUAAUGUUGUUGUUUUAGGCUAAAUAUAGAACUUUUAAUUGUAAAUUACAGUGAAAAAAUCUGUAGAAUCUCACGAAAUCCACUUGUAUACCAAAGAUAGAAUUCGAGGGCUGAGCGCGAAACUAUUGUAACUGUAUAUGAACAAAGAACAAGAUGCAAUAGUUUCGCACUCAGCCCACGAGAUGUGUUUUAUUGCAUGUAUUUGAAGUUUUGAGAUAUUAUGUGAUCAUCCUGGGGAAGUCUUAUUGCCUUAUUUAAUAUGUAAAUUGUAAAACAAAAUCAGUAAACACUCAUAAUAAAUUUAUGUUGUAUAACGAAAAAUAAAGCAGGUGAAUUGUCUAUUUUCUGUGUGUUUCUGAAUUUUUAUUUUUAUUUUGGGAUUUUUCUUUAUAUGGCUAAUACUCACUAAUACUGGUAAAAAUUAAAAACUUUAAAAAAAUUUCUUCAAGGGAUAUUACCCCAAAAGUGUCAGCUGUAAUUUCUGUGAACCAGUUAGUUUUUUUAAAAACACUGUGGAAAACAGUCUUUGAGCGAUCUUUUUGGACUGUUUUAAGUACCAGUAUGUCUUUUUAGUUACAUUAAAGAGACACUGCUGUCCAAUGUAAGUCAGAUUUUUUCAUUAUUGAGAUAUUAUAAAGAAAAUGACAACAAAUUGGUUUUGGAAAGUUCCAAAAAGUACUUAUUUAUAAAAGUGCAUGUAAAAUUAUACAAAUUUAGUUAUAGUAAGAAAAAAUUGUAUGAAUUAGCAUCUUAAAAUGUUAUGAACUUUCACCAUCUCUUCUGGUAACUUAGAUA
This is a messenger RNA of Mercenaria mercenaria, 14317 nucleotides long. RefSeq names its product nuclear factor 1 X-type-like. The coding region runs from base 590 to 3052 and encodes 820 amino acids. The record is from RefSeq and is a predicted model, not a curated record. NCBI's taxonomy places the organism in Eukaryota, Metazoa, Mollusca, Bivalvia, Venerida, Veneridae. Gene Ontology annotation, cellular component: nucleus. The transcript is spliced from 15 exons. Gene Ontology annotation, biological process: regulation of transcription by RNA polymerase II. Gene Ontology annotation, molecular function: DNA-binding transcription factor activity, RNA polymerase II-specific; RNA polymerase II cis-regulatory region sequence-specific DNA binding.